UACAGUUCUGAUGAUCGUUUAAUAAUCUCUCGUCUUUUGUUGUUGUUGUUGCGACAGGUGCAAAGACUGGACGAAGUGAUGAACAAGCCGGUGCCGAUCCACGGCCGCGGGAAUUUCCCGACGCUGGAGGUGCGACUCAAGGACUUUGUGUCGGUGGUGCGAUCCAAGUUGGAGGAGAACGGCGUCCGCGUGCGGGACAUUCGGCUGAAUGGCGGCGCCGCGAGCUACGUGCUGUUGUCGCCGGAAGACGACGCCUUUUCUGACGUCGUCGGCGGUGGUGGAGGUGGUGGCGGCGGCGGAGGAGGGGUUGGAGGUGGUGGUGGUGGUUCCGGCGGUGGAGGAGGAAGUACGGCGUCUGGAGGCAGCGGCGGCGGCGGCAGUACCGCCAGUUACCUCUCGCACGACAGCGGCUUCAGCAACGACGACCACCUCAGCACCGCCAACUCUGAAGGUUCGUCGUCGGGACGGGAAGGGACGAGGAGCCCAUUCAGCUCGUCGAUGUCGACAUCAUCGACGUCUUCGUCAUCCUCGCAUCCGUACAAUGACCUGGACCUGAUCUUUGCUGUCGACCUGUCGCACCAGCGCAACUUUGACAAGGUCAAAACCGCCACGCUCGAGUCUCUGCUUGACUUCUUCCCCGAAGCCGAGCGCCGUGACCGGAAUCGUCUCUCUGUGUGCUCUAUUAAAGAAGGGUGGUCGCUGAUCUCGUUGUCCCGUGUCCGCGGCCGCAACGUGGAGCUCAAGUUCGUCGACAGCAUGAAGCGGCAGUUCCAGUUCUCCGUGGACUCGUUUCAGAUCCUGCUCGACUCCCUGCUGCUCUUCUACGAGCACGCCGCGUCCGUGGUGCCCAUGGCGACCAACUUCUACCCCACCGUCGUCGGCGAGUCCAUGUACGGCGACUUUGCCGAGAGCCUGGCCCACUUGCACGGCAAGCUCAUUGCGACCCAGUGCCCCGAGGAGAUCCGCGGCGGCGGGUUGCUCAAGUACUGCAACCUCCUGGUGCGCGGGUACCGGGCAGCGGAGCCCGGACGCAUCAAGACGCUGGAGCGGUACAUGUGUUCCAGGUUCUUUAUCGACUUCCCGGACCUGGGCCAGCAGCGGCUCAAGCUCGAGUGCUACCUCUGGGACCACUUUGCGGAAGAGGACGACGAGCUCUUGCCGUCUCUUAGAUACCAGUACCUCAUGACUCUGCACCGAGUGGUGGACGAAUCCACGGUGUGCUUGAUGAGCCACGAGCGCAAGUCCACGCUGAACCUCAUUGAAGAACUGGCGUGCCAGUACAGACCACACGACCAGUUCCACCACUACUACAAGCCCUACGACCCCUACUACUACCCGCACCACCACCACCACCACCAGCCCGGCUACUAUUACCCCUCAGGCUUCUUCAUCUUCCCAAACUCGUGGAUGCCAUGCGCCUAAAGCAGCAACAACAACAACGACGACGACGACGACAACAGCGACGAUCUUCGUGGUGGAAUUGUUUUCUUCUUUCUUUUCUUUUUUGUUUGUGCUCGGAGGGAAGGAAAGAAGAAAAACGUGUCGAGGGUAUGACGAUUACCGGCAUCAGUGUUGUCAGUGUGUUUGUGUGUCUGUUGUUUUAUCCCCCGUCUUUUUCCAACAAAAGACGCGGGGGUCGAGCCGAGGCUUGAAAAGCAGAUCUUGAGGUGGGGUUUUCCCUUUUCGUCUUCUUCUUCUUCUUUUGUCGAAAAGGGGGAAAUGGAACCGUCGUAUUUUUCUAGGUGUUGAGGCAGUCACAGAAUGAAUACUGUUGAGAGAAUUGUUCUUAUAUUCCUCGCCCCGCAUCAUCCAUCCAUCUGUUAUCGUUUCUUCUUCUCCCCCACUCCAUGGGAUGUCAUUCCAGGUUCAAUUGUGUUUCAGUGGGAGGCACAAAAAAAAGAAAGAAGGUGCAACGAAGAAAAGCUUGGUUUCAUAGCUGUGACUGCCCCCCCCCCCCCCCCCCCCAGCUGUGGCUGCCCCCC
Messenger RNA from Notodromas monacha, 1982 nucleotides. The record is from the annotation of a GenBank genome assembly. NCBI's taxonomy places the organism in Eukaryota, Metazoa, Arthropoda, Ostracoda, Podocopida, Cyprididae.